AUCUGUUUCGCACUCGGCAUCACUCAUUCCUGCCGGGCAUAAAAGUCAACCAUGGAUUUCGAUCUCGACGGCGAUAUCGGCCCGACCGUCACCAUCCGCGAAGCCACCCCGAUCGCCGUGGAUUUCAUCCUGAAGAAUGUCGACCUUAGUCUGGCCAACUCCGUCCGGCGCGUCGUGCUCGGCGAGGUGCCGACGAUGGCGAUUGACCUCGUCGAAGUCGACCUGAACACCUCCGUCCUUCCGGACGAAUACAUCGCGCACCGCCUGGGGCUGAUCCCGCUGAACGCCCGCAACGUGGACGACGUGCUGUACACGCGCGACUGCGACUGCGAGCAGUACUGCGACCAGUGCAGCGUCACGCUGAGCCUCGAGGCGAAGUGCAACCGUGAGGAGACGAUGACGGUGUACGCGCGCGACCUGGUGCGGAACGAGGGGGCGGUUAACGAGUGGGUCGGGCGGCCGGUCAUCAUGGAUCCGGAGGCGAAAGGGAGCAUCAUUUGCAAACUGGGGAAGGGGCAGGAGAUCCGGAUGCGGUGUAUUGCGAAGAAGGGGAUUGCGAAGGAGCAUGCGAAGUGGGCACCGACGGCGGCGGUUGGGUUCGAAUACGACCCUCACAAUAAGUUGCGGCAUUUGGACUAUUGGUAUGAGGAGGAUGCCUCAAGAGAAUGGCCACUGUCCGAGAACGCAAAACUUGAAGAUCCCGCGCAAGAAGGCGAGCCGUUCGACUUCAACGCGGUCGCCUCGCUCUUCUACUUCAACGUCGAAACGGUCGGUGGCCUCGAACCCGAUACAAUCGUCCAACAAGGCAUCAAAGUUCUUCAGCAGAAGCUCGCCUCGGUCAUCCACGAAUUGACGGGAACCGGCGAAGCGAUGGAGGCUGACGAUGACUAUGCGGUUCGCAGCCCGGACGCGAUGAACGGGAUCAACGGUGCCACGACCGCCUACGGAGGAAACACGGCAUACGGCGACCCUGGAUAUCAGACGCCAGGAAACUUUGGUGGGCAAAGCGCUUGGGGUGGUGGGAUCGGUGGCGCAACUCCAUAUGGUGCUCAAACUCCUUACGGCUCGGGAUAUCGGAGAUGAGGCAUUUGGAGUGGAUUUGGAUAUGAUCGUUCCUUACCAGCGCGUGCAUUGCUCGGAGUUAUCGGAUAUUUCAAUGGAAGGAAAUGGGGGGCAUUUGGGCGCAUAGAUGCGGUAUACUUGAGAACUUUGCAUUUUGGGUUGCAGUUUCAAGACACAGCAACCCAAAAGUUGAGGACUUCACUCGAUAGGCAGAGGAUAAUACCGUAGGCAAAUGAAAGUUACAAUUAAUGAUCA
This is a messenger RNA of Eremomyces bilateralis CBS 781.70, 1317 nucleotides long. RefSeq names its product DNA-directed RNA polymerase II 45 kDa polypeptide. NCBI's taxonomy places the organism in Eukaryota, Fungi, Ascomycota, Dothideomycetes, Eremomycetales, Eremomycetaceae. Gene Ontology annotation, cellular component: RNA polymerase II, core complex. The transcript has 2 exons. The coding region runs from base 52 to 1083 and encodes 343 amino acids. Gene Ontology annotation, molecular function: protein dimerization activity; DNA binding; DNA-directed RNA polymerase activity. Gene Ontology annotation, biological process: DNA-templated transcription. The record is from RefSeq and is a predicted model, not a curated record.